AUGAUGAUGAUGAUGGAAGGCAUCAAGGGAGGAGGAGGAGGGAGGGUGAAUGGCGUGGUGGGCCAUCAUGAUCAAGUUCAAGUUCAAGAUCAAGACAUGGGAGAUGGGAUGCAGUGCAGUGACCAUCCUUACAGAAACAACCCAGGAGGGAUCUGUGCUUUCUGCCUCCAAGAGAAGCUUGGGAAGCUUGUGUCUUCUUCUUUCCCUCUCCCCAUUCAUGCUUCAGCCUCCUCUUCUUCCUCCCCUUCUUUUAGAUCUGACACUGUCAAUGUUGGUGGUGUUCAUAAUGGCAAUGGUGUUGCUGCUGGUCCUUCUUCCUCUGCUGCCUCUCUCUCACUCUCCCUCUCAGCCCACCCAGCCUCAGCUUGUGCAAAACCUAGAAGCAAUAUUGGUAACAAUUAUCGUCAUGAAGAUGACUUCUACAACACAAGGAGAGCCAGGAUUUCGUUUCUCUUGGCGAAGAAGAAGAAGAAAGUGAGCACUGCUACUUCUAAUGCUGCGUCUUCCGAUCGAGCGGCGGCUGAUGUCGUGUUCAAGAGAAGCAAAUCGACCACAACCCCAAGAAGAGCCCACCAUUUCCUGGAUGGUUCUGAGGACUUUAGCCCCAGAAAGAGAGGUGGGUUUUGGUCGUUUCUCUAUCACUCGUCUGCCAAAUCGUCCUCAUCAAACAGUUUGAACAAGAAAGCAAUCGACAAGUCCAAGAUCUCGUCCUCUUCUUCCUUCUCUUCGUCAGCCGCGCAGAAGGACUCCAAAUGCUUGGGGUCGUCCUCUCUGAGGAAUAAAAGCGAACACCUUGCGGUUGACGCAGCAGCUGCAGCAGACGACGAUAGCGCUAGCCCCAACAGCAGCCAAGCCACUGCUGCCUCGGCCUCCUCGUUCGAGCGCAAGGUAUCGAGAUCCAGAUCCGUCGGGUGCGGCAGCAGAAGCUUCUCCGGUGACUUCUUCGAGCGGAUCUCAACUGGGUUCGGCGACUGCACUCUCAGAAGGGUCGAGUCUCAGAGAGAAGGCAAGCCCAAGGCCAGCGUCCACCGUCACGGAGAGCACAACAACAGUCACUGCAUGAAAGAGCGAGUGAAAUGUGGUGGGAUUUUCAGUGGGUUCAUGAUGACAUCAUCAUCUUCAUCUUCAUCGUCUUCCUCUUAUUGGGUUUCGUCUUCUGCAGAAGGACAGCUCGUCCAUGGCCGCAGCAGGAGCUGGGGCUGGGCUUUUGCUAGCCCCAUGAGAGCCUUCACCAAGCCUUCUUCGAAAGAUGGGAAGAGAGAUAUAGUUAGGCAAGCUUCAGAUAAGAACACCACCCCCAACCUGAAUGCCAUUCCUUCCUUGCUAUCAGUCAGAGGUUGA
Prunus armeniaca (apricot) is the source of this 1341-nucleotide messenger RNA. The record is from the annotation of a GenBank genome assembly. Lineage: Eukaryota; Viridiplantae; Streptophyta; Magnoliopsida; Rosales; Rosaceae.